This is a messenger RNA of Adineta ricciae, 1278 nucleotides long. The record is from the annotation of a GenBank genome assembly. NCBI's taxonomy places the organism in Eukaryota, Metazoa, Rotifera, Eurotatoria, Adinetida, Adinetidae.
AUGAACUUUAUAAAUAAUCAUCCACAAAUGAGUCGUAUUUCGGGCGACAUAACUCUACUCCAACUAAAUUCGAACAGUUUUACUCAAUUUCCCCAAACAAACACCAUGUCAACUGCAACAACACGUACAGACAACGUACUCAAGUCGGAACGCUUGGUAUAUACCAACAAUACAACGUCGAAAAGUACGGAGGUUGAGGAUCAUCGAUCGACACAUAUUCUGUGUACUGAAACUAAUAUGUCGCAUAAUCCUUCGCAAAUAUCAAAUGAUUAUAUGUGUUUGACAAACUUAAACGCUGAGACAGAUCUAAUGCAAUCGACGAAGAUUCAAAUAAAACAUCAGCCGCGUGCAAAAUUCCGUCCUCGAACGCAGAAUGAGAGUAAAACAUCCGCACAUUAUAUCCGAUGUGAAGGGAGUGUCGAUGCCGAAUAUCCAACUAUUUUCGUACCUCAAAUAUGGGCGCGUGAAUCAGAUACAAAUAUUAUUGAAAUACAACUUGUUGACGUUUUUAAAAACCCACAUCCUUACUCACUUAAUAAUAAAGCAUCUGCAGAUCAACCAUUAGAUAUACAAUCAGAUGAACCGAACAAAGUAUUCUUCCGUUUGACCAAUGAUGACUUCGUAAAUGGUUGUAAAUCCCUUAUGAUCGAAUUUAUUAAAAGUAAACAAGACAAUUAUAUUACGAAGAAAUUAAUUCAGGAACGCAAACUCUAUCAAUCGAUGCUUCGUUUUACACGAAUUUUUCGAAAUAAAUGUGGAGAAUAUCAUUACGAUGUUGGUAGUACCGAAUACUCCAACAUUAUGACAGAGAGCUAUGGUAACAUAUCCAUCGAACAUAUAGGACCAAGAUAUGGCCCGAUGACUGGUGGUGAAAUCAUAUUUAUUAUUUUAAAAGGUCGCGUCACGAAACCUGAUGUAUCGAUUGAGCUCUGUGAACAAGAUACGCAUGUUCUGUACAAAAUAGACAAAUUUGUAGUACAGAGCAAUGUCAUCUACUUUCGAAUGCCUUCGUGUUCAGUAUCAGAUAGAACACAUGUGCAAGUAUCGAUAGUAAUCUAUUAUAAAAAAGAAAAAUUUUACGAAACAAUCUACGAUUAUUUGGCAUUGUUGAACGGACUAUCAUCUCCCAGUCAUACCGAUGAUUUUAACUCGGAUAGCUCGUUGUCGUUCAUAUCAAAUUGUUCGACGACUAGGCCGAUCGAUGAAGUAUUGCCGACGUCAAGAACUCCUCCGAAAGCAUCCAAAACCAAAGUACAAAAACGUUUAGACAACAGAUAA